Poeciliopsis prolifica (blackstripe livebearer) is the source of this 1987-nucleotide messenger RNA. RefSeq names its product shisa family member 9b (gene shisa9b). The transcript is spliced from 5 exons. Lineage: Eukaryota; Metazoa; Chordata; Actinopteri; Cyprinodontiformes; Poeciliidae. Gene Ontology annotation, biological process: regulation of AMPA receptor activity; regulation of short-term neuronal synaptic plasticity. Bases 232 to 1371 code for a protein of 379 amino acids. The record is from RefSeq and is a predicted model, not a curated record. Gene Ontology annotation, cellular component: dendritic spine membrane; postsynaptic density; AMPA glutamate receptor complex.
CUAUCACGGUGUCUGCUUCGUCUUUCUCACCUCCUCUCCGUCCGUCUUUAACGCGCUCGGUGGACUGAGGCUGCCUCAGAGGUGAGAACAUAACGUACAAGGGGGCACUGAGCUUUUACGCAUGGAGGUUGGAAUCUGUCUGUCAGAAUUUACGCGGAACUGCUACUGAAGAUGCAACCGGGUUUAUGAGACCUUUUAAGGGCUUGAAGAAGGGCUUUAAAGAGAGCAGCGAUGCGAGGGACUGAGUUGCUGCUCGGCUACUUUCUGGUGAAAGUUCUGGUGUGUGACGCGGAGGGCGAGCUGGAUCAAACCGCGGAUGACUUCAUGAUAGUAACGGCGUUCAACGAGUCAGCGGAGGGGGAGAGCGCAUCCACGGAGACCCCGCACACUGAGGAGAAGUGUCGCGGCUAUUACGACGUGAUGGGUCAGUGGGACCCGCCGUUCGUGUGCAGGACGGGCAGCUACCUGUACUGCUGCGGCACCUGUGGCUUCAGGUUCUGUUGUGCGUUCAAAAAUUCCCGGCUGGACCAGACCACCUGUAAGAAUUACGACACCCCGCCGUGGAUGACACCCGGCAGACCCCCGCCAAAAGUGGACGUGGCCCUGGAGUCCGCCAAGGAUAAAACCAACCUCAUCGUCUAUGUCAUCUGCGGGGUCGUGGCCAUUAUGGCACUUAUAGGGAUUUUCACCAAGCUCGGUUUGGAAAAGACGCACCGUCCAAACAGAGACAAUAUGUCAAGAGCUCUUGCACAUGUGAUCCGCCAUCCUGCUUCAGAAGAUACAGAUGACAUUGGUCUGAGUCAACACUAUGAGAACCUACAAACAAGAUUGGCACUUGACAAUUUCCACAGCAAUCAGAUGAACAAUGUGGCCCAGUCUCCAACUUUGGUAGGUCAGCCAUAUCCAGCAGUUGGACAGAUUAUCAGCCCAUAUGAACAACAGACCCCACUCAAGGAUCUCAACAAGUACAACACUCUGAAGGCUGUGGCAGAGAAAGCAAAUGACAACUACCAAAGCAACCGCAGACAAGCGAUUGAGAUGACAGCUAAGGGUAGCCUUCCAAUGGAAAGUGUGGAUAUGGAGCCAGAGCCUCCAAAUCCUUACAGCCCACCCAGACAGCGUUCUAUGAAGCACAGCGAACACAAGUACAAAAGCCACAGGAGCCACAGCUCCCAGUCACUGUCCCACAUCUCCAACAUAGCAGUCAGCCCAGGGGGGCUGAGAUCCUGGCAAAGCAAAGACAUGCUGGGACUUCGACAGAGCUAUGGCCAAAUGAAGCCUGGCAUCACAGAGAAAGAGCUACAUAGCUCCCGCUACAUGCCUCCACAACCUUACUUUGUCACCAACAGUAAGACAGAAGUGACAGUAUGAGUGUCUGCAUUAUUCAGGCUCAAAAUAAGCCAGAAUUAAUCAUAAAAAAAGGGUUCCUUGCAACCCUAUGAGUGGGGUUGCAAGGAGCCAGCAUGGACUGUACUAAAUGCAUCUCGGGUAGCAAGAUGCCAUCUAUAGUUGAUGUGUACUGUGUACUCCUGGGGGCACUGUAAUCAAAAUGUCGUGUCUGAUGCUCAUGUAAUCUCACUACUAAAGCCGCAGAAAUUACUUAUCACAUUGUUGGGAUGAGGCACUAAUUACUGUCACAAGUAUCUACUGAGAUAUUCAAGGAGACUGCACUGUAUUUUCUAAUGUGUAGUUGAAAGAUAAUCCAAUCAAAUUGAACUAGCCUGUGGCUGUUUAUUGAUUAAAUAAGACACCUGAAGGUUACAUACUGAAAAAGACUAAUCCUGAACUAAGAGUGAUUAUUUUUUCACAUAGCUGUCAUGUUCUAAUUAUGAGCCCUCUAAAGCAUUACCUCAAUUAAAAAAUGUAAUUCACGACUUGCUAAACUAUCACCUCAUGCAGGAAUUGUAGACAUUUAAAGAAAACUCUUGUAAUUCUUGAUUUAAAUAGUGUCACAAACAUUGGAAAACUGACUUGAAAGAUUUUGUGU